Dermacentor silvarum is the source of this 1329-nucleotide messenger RNA. It is a transcript of the gene CSN4, whose product is annotated as COP9 signalosome complex subunit 4-like. Lineage: Eukaryota; Metazoa; Arthropoda; Arachnida; Ixodida; Ixodidae. The transcript has 11 exons. Gene Ontology annotation, cellular component: cytosol; COP9 signalosome. Bases 82 to 1305 code for a protein of 407 amino acids. The record is from RefSeq and is a predicted model, not a curated record.
GCAGCAUCAUAAUAGUGCUGUUACAAUAGUUACAGGCCGGCUACUUCUGCUACUGCCCCGUUUUCUCGUUGCUUCUACAGGAUGUCUGCGGCAGCUUAUCGACAGCAACUCUCUAGCUUGGCAGUCGCUGGAGGUUCGCCUAAAGAUCAAGCAGAAAGGUAUAGAGCGGUUCUUGAGAGCAUUCUGAAGAAUUCUGGACAGGAACUCGUAGAAGGACUGAAAGUUUUCGUCGAAGCUAUUGUUAACGAGAAUGUGAGCCUUGUGAUAUCUCGACAACUCCUUACUGAUGUUGGCAACCACCUGUCUUCACUACCGGAUGAUGUUUCAAAAUGCGUUUCUCAUUUCACACUGGAUAAAGUUCAACCUCGGGUUGUGUCUUUUGAAGAACAGGUGGCAAGCAUUCGACAACACCUAGCUGAAAUUUAUGUGCAAGAGCAAAGUUGGAGAGAAGCAGCCAGUGUGCUCGUUGGAAUUCCACUGGAAACUGGGCAGAAGCAAUACUCUGUCGACUACAAACUUGAGACAUACCUGAAAAUUGCUCGCCUUUACCUGGAGGAUGAGGACCCCGUUCAGGCUGAGGCAUACAUCAACCGAGCCUCGCUGCUCCAAGCAGAAACCAAAAAUGAGCAGUUGCAAAUCUACUACAAGGUAUGCUAUGCCAGAGUAUUGGACUACAGACGCAAAUUUAUCGAGGCAGCUCAGCGGUACAGUGAGCUCUCGUACAAGCCAAUAAUUCAUGAGGCCGAACGAAUGACUGCUCUCAGGAAUGCUCUCAUUUGUACAAUCCUGGCCUCUGCUGGUCAACAAAGAUCACGUAUGCUGGCCACACUGUUCAAAGAUGAGAGGUGUCAGCAGCUACCUGCCUACAACAUUCUGGAAAAGAUGUAUCUAGAUCGCAUCAUCAGGAGGAGUGAGCUGGAAGAAUUUUCAGCGCUAUUGCAGUCACACCAAAAGGCGACAAUAGCUGAUGGAAGCACAAUAUUGAACAGAGCUGUAGUGGAGCACAAUUUGUUGUCAGCCAGCAAACUUUACAAUAACAUCACAUUUGAAGAGCUGGGUGCUCUGCUGGAAAUACCAUCAUCUAAGGCAGAGAAAAUAGCUUCACAGAUGAUCACUGAAAGCAGAAUGAAUGGCUACAUUGACCAGAUUGAUUCUAUUGUCCAUUUUGAAAGCCGUGAGGUCUUACCAUCGUGGAACCAACAGAUCCAGAGUCUCUGCUUCCAGGUGAACAACAUCAUUGAGAAGAUUGGUUCCGUUGCACCCAACUGGAUGAGUCAGGCAUUAGAAGAGCACAUGGCCACUUAAAUAUGAUCUUGAGUUUGUCGUUUU